AUAAGCUGAAGUUCGUAUAUUUAAAUUCGGCUGAAAAAUAGUUGAUGCAUAAGUGCAUCCUGUUCAGAGUCCGUCUCUUUCUAACUUGCUUCUGUCUCGCUCUUCACUUCCCGUCCAGCCGAGCAGGAAAGGUUUUUGACACUGACAGACUAAGUUGUUUGGUGUUGGUGACUGUUGCAAGCAGAGAGUGACAGAUUCGCAGUUUACAAACCCAAAUAAACUGAAAGUAACAUGAUGUAGUGUGAAUACGCGGAAAAGUGCACAUUGUUGAUCGCAGAUUCAGCAACCAGCUUUCGUCGUGCAGUUAUGUGAAUGCAUCCGUCGUUGCGGUGUGCGGAUUUCCUGUCGAGAUGACCGAAAAGUUGAACAAGUCCCUUACUGGGGCGGGAACCUCGGUCCCCAACAAAAUGAGACUUUACGCGACUUGGGUUGAUAGAACCCCCUCGAACUGCAUACCAAGACUGUGUUCGUUGACCUUCACCCGACUGUCUAUACUGAAGCCAGUGGGUUCCGAUCUGCAGGCCGUCUCGAUCGCCGUCAAAAUGCAGUCCAGUAAACGUACCCUGCGCUCCAACGAACUCCCUCUUCCUCCGAACGGUCUGCUCGACCAACCCCUUGACAUCACCUUCUGCCUCCAGUACCCGCACUUCCUCAAACGGGAGGGCAACAAGUUGCACAUCCUCCUGCAGCGACGGAAGAGAUACAAAAACCGGACGAUGCUCGGGUUUAAGACGUUGGCUGAGGGCGUUAUCAGGAUGGACCAGGUAAUAUAAUAAUAGUAGUAUCCCUAUAGAAAAAUCGGUUUGGUUGUUUGUUGUAGAUUUAUUCAGCAUUAAUUCUACAAUAUCAGUGUUACAAAGUAUAUCACAUAAUGUUUUGUCUUCAAAUCUACGUAUUUUUAUAGAAAAUUUCGUUACUAUGAAUUCUGGUUUUCUGAAAUUUUUGAUAUUUUAGAAUAACUGGAGUUCUG
Acanthoscelides obtectus is the source of this 970-nucleotide messenger RNA. The record is from the annotation of a GenBank genome assembly. Lineage: Eukaryota; Metazoa; Arthropoda; Insecta; Coleoptera; Chrysomelidae.